UCGAUUUCACUUCUGUAAACUCCACAAUGUCAUGGGAUGCUGGGGACUUCUCGGUAUUAAGUCUCCUGAGGGCGGGAGCGCGGUCCCUUCGUCCUAACAACUGCUGCCGUGGCGUUUUUAAGCGGGACGCCUCGCGGGGCGGUGUCGCGGUGCCAGAGCCGCGCUGGGGCGCGGCGAUUCUCUGCGCCCGCGGGGAGGAGGAGCGCGCCGGGGGCUGCGCGGCGGCGGCCGUGCGGGGCCCGGCCCGGGCGCUCCGCGGGGCCGGGCGAGCUCUGGGUGUGUGUGACCGGCGGAAGCAGUCGCUCCACGUCCGGGUCGGGCUGGCGGAGCGAUGCCGCUGGUGGUGCUGUGCGGGCGGCCCGGCAGCGGCAAGAGCCGGCGGGCGGCCGAGCUGCGGGAGGCGCUGGGCGGCCCGGAGCGGCCGGCGCACGUCGUGGCCGAGGCGGAGGGCGGCCGGUCGGCGCUGCGGGCCGAGGUGGAGCGGCGGCUGAGCCGGCGGGACGUGGUGAUCGUGGACGCGGGCAACGAGCUGCGGAGCAUCCGCUACGAGCUGUACUGCGCGGCGCGGCAGGCGGGCACGGCGCGCUGCGUCCUGUACUGCGCCGGCGGCGCGGGCGGCCCCGACGAGCCGCCCUUCGAGGAGCCCGACCCGAGCUGCCGCUGGGACCGGCCGCUGUUCACGGUGCGCGGGGAGGAGCCGCUGCCGCUGGGCGCCAUCCGCGCCGCGCUGUUCGAGAGCGCCCCGCCGCCGCCGCACCGCGCCACCCGCACGCAGCCGCUGCAGUCCUGCGGCUUCCUGCACCAGCUGGACCGCGUCACCCAGGACGUGCUGGCCGCCGUGCUGGCCGCGCAGAGGAGCGGGGCACAGCCCGGGGAGACCAUCCGCGUCCCCGGCGUGGCCGAGGGACUGGUGCUGAGCCGGCCCGUGAGCGUGGCCGAGCUGAGCCGGCUGCGGAGACAGUUCAUCAGCUAUACCAAGAUGCAGCCCAGCGAUGAAAACCUGCCCCAGCUGGCCAGUAUGUUCCUGCAAUACUUGAGCCGCAGCAUCCAGUGAAGUGUCACCUGUGCCACCCAGCAGUGGCGGUGGUCCGGCCCCGAAGUACUCGCAGUGGGCAGAAUGUGCCUGCAGAGCCUGGGUCCCACCUCGGGGAUCGGAUCACUUGGCAGCAGCAGCUCUGAGAAGAUGGGCGCCGUGUCCCUGCCAGCUGCAUUGCUGGGGGGAUCUCCAGAGAAGCAGUUCCUCACCCCUGCCUUCUCCCUACUGGCAUCUUGCAAAAAGGAGAGCUACUGGUGCAUCCCCAAGCAAGGGAAGUCUCCUGUGGAGAUGCAAACCCCAGUAAUCAAAUAGUGUGACGUGAAAAUGUAAAAGGUGAUGACUGUAGGGCAGACUUUUCUCUCCACAUUGGCAUGUGUAUGCCUGGAAUAAGAAGAUUGUUUUUCCAGAGCUGCCACCAGAUAAUGUCAAACUGCAGAUGAGACUUCAGGUCCAGAACUGGAACAAUCUAUAUUUUUAGGAUGUGACUGUUUCAAAAAAUCUGACUGACCCAAGAGAGAUUUUCAACUCUGCACUGCAAAAGGGUGCUGGCUUAACAGACUCAAACUUCUCUGUUUCAGGUCUAAUAAUAAAAUGUGUGCCUUAAAUGGAGUAAAGUCUUAAUUUACCUGCAGGACUAUUUUACUGAAAUAACUUGGCCUUGUCUUUUUUCUUCAAGGUCAUUAUACAUCUUUAAAACCAUCAUUUUACACCCUUAAAAACACAUAAAUUGCUUAAGAAUGAGUGCUGUCAUAGAAAAAAAUGAGCUAAAAUGACAGAAAUAAAUGUAUUUAUAAAUUUAUUUAUUUCUGUUCUGUGUGAAACUCAUAAGUCUGUACUGGCUGUCAUGGGUAGCUAAGUUUCCAAUAGUUUUGGGUACAGCUUAUAUAAACUUCUCACUUUCUGGUGGAUGCUUCAUUCUAAUAAAUGGUGGCUUUUGGUUUUAA
Molecule: messenger RNA, 1980 nt
Organism: Vidua macroura (Pin-tailed whydah)
Lineage: Eukaryota; Metazoa; Chordata; Aves; Passeriformes; Viduidae
Gene: KTI12
Product: KTI12 chromatin associated homolog
Exons: 1
Coding region: 332-1054 (240 amino acids)
Source: RefSeq, a predicted model, not a curated record